Messenger RNA from Struthio camelus australis, 5454 nucleotides. Lineage: Eukaryota; Metazoa; Chordata; Aves; Struthioniformes; Struthionidae. The record is from RefSeq and is a predicted model, not a curated record.
AUGGCAAGGCCCUACGUGGGGCCCGGGGACCGGGACCGUCCUGCCUGGGCAGGGCAGUGUCUGCUCGGGGAGUUGAAUGAUCUGGCACGUGAUCCUCCAGCACAGUGUUCACCAGGGCCUGUUGGUGAUGACAUGUUCCAUUGGCAAGCUACAAUAAUGGGACCAAAUGACAGUCCCUAUCAGGGUGGCGUAUUUUUCUUGACAAUUCACUUCCCAACAGAUUAUCCCUUCAAACCACCUAAGGUUGCAUUUACAACAAGAAUCUAUCAUCCAAAUAUUAACAGUAAUGGCAGCAUUUGUCUUGAUAUUCUACGGUCACAGUGGUCUCCAGCACUAACUAUUUCAAAAGUACUUUUGUCCAUCUGUUCUCUGUUGUGUGAUCCCAAUCCAGAUGAUCCUUUAGUGCCUGAGAUUGCACGGAUCUACAAAACAGAUAGAGAAAAGUACAACAGAAUAGCUCGGGAAUGGACUCAGAAGUAUGCGAUGUAAUUAAAGAAAUUAUUGGAUAACCUCUACAAAUAAAGAUAGGGGAACUCUGAAAGAGAAAGUCCUUUUGAUUUCCAUUUGACUGCUUUCUAUGAGCCCACGCCUCAUCUUCCCCUGUGCACAUGUUUACCUGAUACAGCAGUGCUGCGUGUUGUACAUACUUGGAACAACAAAAUAGAAAUACUGUAUUUCCCCGUACCAACAUUGACUCCUAGCAAAGAAGUGUGUGUGUGAAAAGCCAGUUCUUCAAUCAUAACUUUGUGAGCCUAAAAGUAUUCCUUGUUGAUUUAAAUUGGGUAAUUCAAUGUGAAGGGGAGAGUUCUGGUGGGUUUCCUAUAUUUCUAGGGACAGUUUUGCCUAUCCAUGAAGGAUUAAAAGUGGAAUCCUUUUAAACUCAUAACAGUUAUGAAAAGCAAGGUGAAGAACUUGAAGCUGUUUCUGUAUUCAUUUUAUUCCGAAGGACCUACACCUUAGGUAAAUGUUAUGACCAAUGAGAUAAACUGUACCCACAUCCUGUGUUUAAGGUCUAAGUUUAACUGGUCAACAUUUAAAUGGAUUGGAGCUAUUAGUGCAUCAAGUGAUGUUGAUUUGUUUCAACUCUCUCUCCCCUCCCUCAUACUUUUUUGGGUUUGUAUGUGGUUUCUCAGUUAAUACAUAGCUAAUAGCUCUUAUUUUUCUUAAGUUUUUUUUAACUGCUUAGGUCUUUCUGGAUGUAAGGGUAAAAAUUCAUUUGACAGAAAACUUGUGUAUAUUUAAAGACCCAACUGCUCCCCUGGAGCUUGUACGUUCAAGAAUGAUUAAUCUGUGUAAUAAACUGAUUACUACAGUCAUUACAUAUAACUUUGUGUGAAUAGGCUUUUAAUUUUAAGAGCAGUUUGUUACAGGCUAAAACUAAUGGUGGAUUUCCCUGAAACUUCUGCAUUCACAAAUGGUUGCAUUUGAAAAUCAUGAAGCAAUUUGGUUUGCAUUACACGAGGCUAUGCACCUGAACAAGACAGACAUAGGCUUAAAAAGUUACGUGAAAUCAAGAUGUAUAGCGUGCCAGGAACUUGACUGUUAAACCAAAUAAGCAGUUUACUAAGUGAGAAUCCGAGUGACAUUUUACAAAGCCUGAUGGUAUUAUUCCCACUUGCAUGGGACUUAACACAAUGCAUAUGUAGGUAAGUGAAACCUUAUGUAAUUAAAAUAAUGGAUGUAAAAGGGUUAAAAAUUACCAAACACAUCAGCACAAACUUUCAUAAAAUGUAGCUUUUACAUAAUUACUUUGCACUAAACAUUUGCAAAUGUUCAUACAGUUUUAAAUUGUACUUGUAUGUGUCUUUUUUGAACAAAAUCUUCACUUGAAUCUAGUGGAAAAUGUAGUUUGAAACUUUUCUUUGUAUACAAGUGUAUUUGCCAGCAUCAUUCAUGUGAAAUAGGUGAGUCUGCAAGUUUAUCUCCUCUUAAUAUAAUUGUAAACAAAGCCAUCAACUAUGAAGAAGAGGCUGUAGCCUCCAGCCACAGGGGUCUGUCCCAUCCAUUUUCAAAUGCGUCUUUACACUCUUGCACAAAUGAGGAAUAAAUGUCCACUGCUUUUGGUCUAAAUCUGUUCCACUUGUCUCAUCUCUCAAUGUCCUUGUGUAUACACUUCUGGAUAUAAAUGUUAGCAGUAUUUUUUGGAGUCUUCUGUACAGCAAGCUGUAGGUGAAACUUGGAUAUUGUGCGCAUCUUCAGCAGGUGUGAAGACAGCUGCCUUUGCCAUGUGACAGGCUUGCUGCCUGAGAACCGCUGUUUGGGGGUGAAGCAGUGUGUUCUGAUGAAGGUCUCUGAAACAGUGGUGCAGAGCUUCAAUUGAAAAGAAGUGGAGCACAUGGCCAUGUGCUUUGGCUGACUAACAGGGAUAGGGGUGUUGCAGAGCUCCUGGGGAAUGGGGAGAAACAUGAUGUGCAGAGGUAUGAACUGGCUAUUGAGUAGUCUUAAACUCAAUACUUAAAUACUCAAUACUUAAACUCAAUACCACAAGGUGUUAGUCUCUUCUGGUUUAGAAAGCAUUAAGUAGCCUUAGCCUACCACUGAAGUGUGGCUCUGGAUAGAAACUGCCUCAGACAUGAAAACUGCUUAUGCUACAGUGGCAAAAUUAGGAAGUAGGCGGGCUACUGGCUACAAGUUUGCCUGAACUCUUGGUCUUUUAACCUUUAACUGUGAUGUGGCCUUACUUCUUACUGAGCUGCUGUCUUAACAUGUAGGCUAGCACUCCUGCUGGACCCUUGGUGACGGGGGAAAGAACAUGCAUCAGCUACAGUGAAGUCAUCCAUCUAGGUUUCAGGGCAGGGGAAGGGUCAUGUUUUCUGUUUCUAAGAAAUACAAACCAGUUUGGAGUUGUAGCACACCUUGCAGUAAGCUAUUUCGAGUGGGCUCCCUUUACUGCUUUACGAGAGCAAUUGUUGGGACAGGUCUGUCUGAUGGCUGUAACUGCUGAGGACCAAAACGGAUCAAGAGGCCUGUACAGAAGAGUUGUAAGCUGGAGAGCAGCAGAAAGGAAUACUAGCAAGUGUAGCAUUGAGGAUUAUGGCUUCCCUUUCUGUGAUGGUGCGGAGGUAGCAUAUGCCAGCUGUCAGAAAGCAGUGCAACAGUACAUUAAUUGUGGCAGUCCAGUCUUGAAUGCUUGAAUAACUUCCACUUGGAUGCUGUAUUAACACACUUGUGUUGAAGUGAUUGUCAUUUUUGGAAUGAAAUGUUUAAACAGUUUGGACUUCUUUUGCUGGUGGCACCACAAAAGCCGUGGUUUGGUAAAAGGGAGCUUGGCAGUACUGCUCAAGGAGUUCUUGUGCUGCCCCUCAGGUGGGUUGGCCGUUUGUUGUUGAGGGUGGUACCGUGAACUAGAUAAGGGAGCUCUUCUUUUAAGAUUUAACCUAAAACGUGAUCUGUUUCAUAGCCGUUCUUAGGGCUGGGUGUCGCAAUGACUUGCUGUUCUGAAACCUUUGUAUUGUCCAGCUAUGUUAUAAAGUGUGAAACGGCACAAGAAGCCACAGACUCUGUUCACUGCCUUUCUAGGAACUCUGAAAUUGUCAUAUGAUUGAUUUUUUUCAGUCGUUUGUCCAAAUUUUUUUGACUUGAUAGUGUUUUAACAGUUAACUACUUCACUUUGCGUGGUUCUUUGUACUGAGACUUCUUUGGACAUAGGCUGUAAGUGCUUAUUCAGUUUCCUUUUUUCCUUUUGCUGUGUGCUAAGUUAGCUGAAGAAUAACUUUAUAAAGAACAGACUUUUUAGAUUCCUCUAACUCUGGCAUUGAUGUAAAGCUGGAACGCUUACAUGACUGGAUGCGUUAGAUACGUUCAUCAACAUCUAUCCAAUAAAACAGAAUAAACCGGAGGACAAAUGACUUCAAGUUCAGUGAGCCAUACAGCAUGUAAAUUCAUUGCCUGUAUCGAGCAUGCUGGGAUUGACAGUACAUCUACCCGGUUCUCAUGUGUAUUGUUUGUAACUUGAGUUUUCAGGGGCUGUUUAUGUAUGUCAUCUGUCAUACUUGUAUACAAAAUGACACGAUCCUCUAGCUUAACGCUGAAUGGCUGCUGUUCAAUAUGCAGGAAUUGCCCGUUAGCUUGAACAGGUAAUGUUGCCUUUGCAUGGAAUCCAGCCUCCUAGUUAUUAGGACGAAGCUGAUUCUAGACAGUACUGGAGGACUUGAGUACAGUACUUGAUGUAUCUAGCUUAUCCUUAGGUAGGAUGCGCUAAUGGCAUUUCUUAGUAGGAGCCUUUUGGCAAUACAAGAGUUAAUUUUUCGUUGAGAUUACUUUGCUAUACAGAUGCUUUAAAAUAAGCUGCAUGUCGGAGUGUCUACAGAUCUUUCUUUGCGGUCUGCACAUGUCAAAUGUUGUAGCAAAACACAGUGGAGCUAAGUUAGAUGCAAUUGUGUCCCUACUGUGUUCAGUAAAGCAAGUGGUAACCUGUCCCUUGCCACUUUAGGCCAAGUAGUAGCUUUUCUAGUUCUCAGAAGCUGCAGCUAGUGACAGAAAUGCCUGGUUGCUUUUUCUGACUUAGUCGUCAUUUGACUAUUCAUAGUAGCAAAACUGCUCUAGAGCUGUUCUCCUUGAUCUCCGUUCUGAUAAAUGGUAAAAGAUCAGAAGCCUUGAAGGAAGGAUGAUGGAAACGCUUUGCUGUGUUAAGGACUGCGUUCCUCAUGUGCCAAGGGCAGCUCUUGCUGCUGCAGAGAACAUGGCAGAGCACCUGGGCGUGUGGGAGGUGCAGUGGUCCUGCUCGAAGCAGUUACAACAUCAUCUUGCUCUAAAGAAUCAGAAUAGCAUGACAAAACAUCAUCACUGAAUGUACUCAGCAGCACUUCUGCUGUAGCUUGAAGAGCCCUUUGGCUUUGGCUCUGGGCAGGCUUGCUUGCCCAGGCAAAGCUUGGAAACAUUCUCCUGCAAGAAUGAAAUCCCCUAGAGAUACUGGAGUAGAGGAAAGGCUGUCCUCUGUCACAACCACUCCUUAAGUACCCUUGGAGCAAUCUUUGCUCUUGUUCCUUCAGCACUAGGGAAGUCUGCCUCUCUGACUCCCCCUUACAGCUGGAAAACAUUCAGUACCCUCUUCCCCUUAAGCUCUUAUUUUCUUCCAUUCUUUGGCUCCUCUGUAUAGGCUCAACUCUAUAGCAAGUCCAUGACCAAAGUGGCAAGUGUUAGUUGUUUGGGGUUUGGGAGAAGCUGUUUACUACGGGGAAUACACAGGGACAAGAAAUGCUUUGAAGGGAGCCCAAUGGAGGAUUAAAAGCAGGAAAAACCUGCUGUCCAGCAUUCUGGAUCUAUGAAGACUAACCGCUGCAUGUAUAACAGCAAUCAGAGGUAUUAGGAGAAAUUCCUACGGCUACCAUCUUGCUGCCCCUACCUUACCCUCUUCUGGAAAGUGUGUGUGAAUAGAUCUAUUCUGACAUUAUCUACCUGUACUGUUGUAAUGUGUUGGAAUUUGAUCACCAUUAAAUAAUUCUGUUAAACUUA